Molecule: messenger RNA, 751 nt
Organism: Mizuhopecten yessoensis (Yesso scallop)
Lineage: Eukaryota; Metazoa; Mollusca; Bivalvia; Pectinida; Pectinidae
Product: cytochrome c oxidase assembly factor 4 homolog, mitochondrial-like
Exons: 2
Coding region: 15-251 (78 amino acids)
Biological process (GO): mitochondrial respiratory chain complex IV assembly
Cellular component (GO): mitochondrial intermembrane space
Source: RefSeq, a predicted model, not a curated record
CGACAUUAAACAAGAUGGCGUCUCAGAGCAACGGUAACACGAUGUCAGGGCACGACAGAUCUAGAAAACCAAAAAAUGAAGAAGACGAUGACGAUGACCCCGUUGAAAAAAUGUUGAAGAAAGCUGGAUGCCUUGAUCAACAUUAUGCAGUACAGGAGUGUAUGUUUGAUAACAAAGACUGGACAAAAUGUCAAGGUCAAGUACAGGAUUUCAGGGAAUGUAUAGAAAGGUCACAGAAGAAGAAAAAGUGAUUUCUAUGGACUUGCUACAGAAACUAUCUAAUGUAUGUGUUCCAAGGCUGUCACAGGAGCAGCUGUAUUGUCAUCAAUGCUAAAGAGGCUGCUGAGGAAUUGUCUAGAUGGAGACUUUUACUCUGCAAUGACUUUGUAUAAGACUAUUUGUUUGAGCUCAUUAUGGAACUUGACAAUGUUCUGGUCUUAAUUAAGAAUCAAAAUCCCAAAAAUUUGUAUUUAGGUAUGCAGUUUGAGUGUAAAAAGUGGCUGUGUUAUAAUUGAAUGCAAAGUAUGUGUAUUUAUCCAAUUCUUGUGUGGAUGAUAGGAAUUUGAUGGAUAUCAGCUGUUAAAUUUAGGGCAGCAUCUGGAACAAUUCUGUUCUUCUAAUACCUCAUGUUCUGUUUCCUGCAGCCUGUUGUGAUGUUGAGAUAUAUAUAUUAAAUAUUUAUUGUUGAAUGAUACUAGUAUUUUAUAUGAACAAUUUAAUCUGGUAUACAAUUAAAUAUUUGUUUUUUACA